Daphnia magna is the source of this 1461-nucleotide messenger RNA. Its product is annotated as DNA-directed RNA polymerase II subunit RPB1. NCBI's taxonomy places the organism in Eukaryota, Metazoa, Arthropoda, Branchiopoda, Diplostraca, Daphniidae. Bases 95 to 712 code for a protein of 205 amino acids. The record is from RefSeq and is a predicted model, not a curated record. The transcript has 2 exons.
UGCGUUACAUCAGUUGAGUCUGGUAAUUUAAAUCUGAUUCAGUUCUUUGUAGUUGAAAGAAUAUGUUGUGGCUUGUUGGAUCAAGAUCGCCAUAAUGGGUACCUACACAACAAUGCUGAUAUUGGUUGUUGUUUCGUUGACGGAUGGAUCAACUUCAAGUGGGCCGAUGCGUUCAUCUUACUACGCCACCCCGGCGUCGUCCUACCCCAAAAUGGCGCCCUAUUUCACUACGAUAGCGCCUUUAUUACGUAAACUAUUUGCUUACAACGCUGCAAUCCAGCCCUAUCGCAUCACGGUGACUGCUGGCUACCCUACUGUGACCCAAGCCUACCCCAUCAUGGCACCAUCCUACUCCACUAUGUCCCCGAACUACCCUUCUUUGGCUCCAGCCUACUCUUCUAUGACCCCAACCUACCCUGCUACGGCACCAGCUCGUCCUGCAAUGGCUCCAACCUACCCCGCGUUGGCUCCAGCCUACUCUACUAUGACCCCAGCCUAUACCACUGUAGCCCAAGUUUUCCUUACUACGACUCCAUCCUACCCCUCAAUGGUAUCUUCCUACACUAAAAUGAAUCCCGUCUUUCCUACGAUGGUAUCACCGUACGCUACGAUGGAUCUUGUUUCCCCUGCAAUGGUUUCCACCUAUUUUACCCCACGAGGGCUCCCCCCAACGCUCAAGGGUUCCCUGCUUACCUUUCCUAUACUACGGUAGUACCUCCUUCAUCUACCACGCCACCUUACUACACCACAGUAGAGUCUCAUUACACUGCCAUUGCGCCUUCCUACCCCAUGGAACCACCCUACUACACCACCCUGAUGCCUUCCCACACUACACUGUCAUCUUGUUACUCUACCAAGUCAUCCUACAUCGCUAACCCUGAGCCUCUUUCCACUACUCCAAUGUCUUUCUCUCUCGUUAUGGCCUCUUCCCCUCCUAUUAUGACGCCUUCUUCAUCUACACUGUCCCCUUACUACACCGAAAAUGAAAGGUAUUACAGUAAGGUGGCGCCGUUUUACCCCACAAUUUUACCCUAUGCUACACCGACUCCUAAAAGCAUGAUCCUAUCCUUUCACUCUACCAUGGGGCCUUCCUACCCCACAAUAACCUUCUUCUCCAUUAUAACAGCUGCCUAUUACACUACGGUGACACCUUUUUAUGAUGAAAGAUCGUAGGCUACUACACCACAAUAGCGCCGUACCACCGCCCUUUGAUGCCUGCUUACCCUACACUGGCUCCGGCCUCUAGUACGAUGGUUCCUUACUACACCACAAAGUAUACUACUCCGAGUUAUGACACGGAGGCCUAUUCGUAAUAGUCCGACACCUAAAAUUCCACAGCUUCCCUUUUACGUGAAGCUAGUCGCUAUUUAUGUGUGCCCAAUUUCUUGCCGCAUUACGUGUCUGUGUUGAGUGUUUAUUGUUUUCUGUUUUCUGUGAGAAUUAUAUUUAGAAUAAAUAUUA